AUGGGAAGCUGGCAGCGUACACAAGACGAGAAGCUGACAGCGUACACCAGACAACAUGAGAAGCUUGCAGCGUACACAAGACAACAUGAGAAGCUGGCAGCGUACACCAGACAACAUGAGAAGCUGGCAGCGUACACCAGACAAGACGAGAAGCUGGCAGCGUACACAAGACAACAUGAGAAGCUGGCAGCGUACACCAGACAAGACGAGAAGCUGGCAGCGUACACCAGACAACAUGAGAAGCUGGCAGACAAACGAAGAAGAGAGACUUGCAGUAACAGGAGUCAACCCAGUGACAAGAGGGGGCAUCAGAGUGGGCGAUCAAUGGAGUACGUGAAGGCCUUGCUGCAACACGGCAAUGUGACUGGCAGCUUCAACGGCAGUUUAUACAACUUUACAGGAGCAGAGUCAAUACUGACGGCCUUCAGUCUUACCGUGGGCUUCAAUGCAUGUGUCCACAGACAGAACUUCAACGUCAUCAGCUACUCCAGCGUCGUCCUGCUGACCCUGUACCUGGCCAUCUUCCUCACGGCUCUCGCUGGUAACUUGAUGGUCAUCGUGGCUCUCAUUCUCCAGGAUCUCUCGUGGCGAGCUAAUCACGUGUACUUGUUAAACCUGGCCAUCUGUGACCUUCUGGUGACCUUGAUCUGCAUGCCGUCUACGGUCACCACGAUUAUCUAUAAACUCUGGUUGACCGGUCUGGUCAUAUGUAAACUGGCCCCGUUCCUUCAAGGAGUUGCCGUGGCAACGGGUAUCUUCACUUUAACGGCCAUGAGUGUGGACAGGUACUUGUCCAUACAACACCCAUCCCACGCGCAUUGGAGCUCGGCCCCUAGUUCUGCUGUGGUGCUGACGGUCAUCACAUGGACGACGUCAUCCGUUUUCAUGGCCCCUCAGCUGUACGUGCGCACGAUCGACACGCUGUCGCUGCCUGACCUACCGGCCAUGACCUUCUGCAUCGAGGACUGGCCGGAUGACCUUGACCGCCAGAUCUUCAGUUUUCUGCUCCUGAUGCUGGUCUACGUCAUCCCAGUACUCAUUGUUGCCGUCUGCUACGCCAACGUUGGAAAGAUGCUCUGCACUUUGUCGUUUAGGGGAGGUUCGAGUUCAGACGUCUACGUGUACAGCAGACGUCGCGCCGCGCGGAUCUUGAUCCUUUUGGUGGGGUUGUUCAUCUGCUGCUGGCUGCCAUACAAUGUCAUGUCUUUAAUCGUCGACAUUCAAGAACUCAGUAGCCUGAUGCCGUUUUUUACCAUUCGCCUUGUGGUUUGGGCAUGCGCAUAG
Molecule: messenger RNA, 1284 nt
Organism: Physella acuta
Lineage: Eukaryota; Metazoa; Mollusca; Gastropoda; Physidae
Product: QRFP-like peptide receptor
Biological process (GO): G protein-coupled receptor signaling pathway
Cellular component (GO): membrane
Molecular function (GO): G protein-coupled receptor activity
Source: RefSeq, a predicted model, not a curated record